Messenger RNA from Eimeria maxima, 678 nucleotides. RefSeq lists its product as hypothetical. The record is from RefSeq and is a predicted model, not a curated record. Lineage: Eukaryota; Apicomplexa; Conoidasida; Eucoccidiorida; Eimeriidae. The transcript is spliced from 2 exons. The coding region runs from base 1 to 678 and encodes 225 amino acids.
AUGAUGGGGUAUUCGGGUUUGCCUCUGGCCCCAGAUGCUGCUGCUGCUGCUGCAGCAAGGAGAGGGUCUGCUGCUGCUCCUUUUGUCCCCCCUUCUGCUGCUGCCGCAGGAUUUGGAGCAGCAGCAGCAGCACCAGCAGAAGCAGCAGCAGACCCAUUGGUGGCGAUGCUGCGGCCGCUGCAGCGCUGCAUGAAGGAGAUGGCUGAGUCUUGUGCCUGUUGCCAUGGUAACCCGCAGCAGCAACAGCUGCAGCAGCAGCAACAGCAGCAGCAGCACUUGCAUCAAUGGCAACAGCAUCUACGCCAGCAGCAGCUACGUCAGCAGCAGCAGCAGCAACAGGAGGCAUAUGGCUGCUGCUGCCGCAGCCCGCAGCAGCAGCAAAUGAGGCAGCAGAUGCAGAGUACUCUUUCCUUAUUAAAGUUGCUGCUGCAGGUAGAUGCACUUGGCUAUAAACUGCAGCAGCAUAUACAUAAGAUACUCCCCUCAGCAGCAGCAGCAACUGCAGCAACUGCAGCAGCAGCAGCAGCAGCAGCAGGAACUGCAGCGGACUUCACGCAGCAGCAGGACGAUCUGAGCUCUAGUGGUCUGCUCUCAGAAGGCCAAGGAUUUCUUUAUCUUUUUGCUCGUUAUAGAUCGUUGCGGUGUCUCUUAGCUGUUCGUGUAUGGCUGCAGCAUUAA